This is a messenger RNA of Gracilinanus agilis (Agile Gracile Mouse Opossum), 9080 nucleotides long. RefSeq names its product FRAS1 related extracellular matrix 3 (gene FREM3). Gene Ontology annotation, cellular component: membrane. Lineage: Eukaryota; Metazoa; Chordata; Mammalia; Didelphimorphia; Didelphidae. Gene Ontology annotation, biological process: cell communication. The transcript has 20 exons. Bases 1 to 8943 code for a protein of 2980 amino acids. The record is from RefSeq and is a predicted model, not a curated record.
AUGCCACCGAAGUGCGGCGUUUUGGAAAAGGGAUGGAUCCCAGAGUUUGUCCUCCUGCCAGGGGGAACAGCUGUUGACUCGAACGGCUCAGUCACUCGCGCGAUCUGGGAAGAGCCAGAGCCUCGGUUGCCAACCUGGCUGUCUGAGCAGCUGCGGAUCCCAGCCGCUCUCCAGAGAGAUAUGACCCGCGCCUGGCAUCGCCCCCAGGGCACUCCCCACCAGCUACUGGCGGCGUUCGAGGCGCUCCUGUUGUGUUGCCUGGCACUGAAGGCACAGAUGCCGGAGCCUAAGCUCUCAGUGUCCGGACCGACACUUGGCACCGGCAGUCACAACCACAGCUCCAAGGGCGCAGGCAUCCUGGCAGCCCCACCCGGGCUCCGGGUACCCUUGGGCCGCUCCGUGUGGCUGGACCCAGUCCGGAACCUGGCGAUCCGUGUGCAGCCUGGGGACAGGUGCAUGGUAAUGGUCCUGGGUAAGGAUGGAGGCAGAGUGGCUGCAGUCUCCCCACCGCUGGGCGCGCUCUCCCCAGCCAGCUUUCCGUGCGCCUUUGGCCAGGCGCAAGUUCGCUACACUCAUUUUGGCGCCCGCAGCCCAGCACAGCAACAGCUCCGACUGCAGCUGCGCUACGAUUCCCAGAGUCAGACCCUCGUGCUACCUUUUACGAUGCCCGUGGACGUGGACUUCAGUCAGCCCGAGGUGGUCACUCGCAACCUGCCCUUGAUUGUGGAAAAGCUGCGGGGCUUCAGUAACGCCAUUGACCAAACGGUGCUGAACUUCUCCACUGCCUCUCUCACUGCUUCCUCCCUAAAUGGGGUCCCUCUGGCAUGCCGCCUCACCCCACUUCCCCGAGAAAGUGGCCCUUUGCCCAGGUAUGGAAGGUUAGUAGGACCCUCAGGUGCCUCGCUGCCCCCAGGAAGGGGAAUGGAUUGUCAGACUUUCUUGACCGCCGGGAUAUACUACCAGCACAUGACCACUGCCCCAUCACCCAAUCGGGACUACGUGCCCUUCUUGGUGGAGAUCGUAGGGCCAGAAGAGGAAAGGGACAUUAGACUACCCAGGAUCCUGGCCCAGGAGCACUUCCAGAUGCUGGUGAGAAUUCAAGAAGGAACAGAGAACUCUCCACCCAGGCCUAGUUUCGGAGCCAUGAUGAUGAUGGAGGUGGACCAGUUUGUACUGACAGCUCUGACUCUGGAAUCACUAGCAGCUGAGGACUUGGAAUCCAGUCCAGACGACUUGAUCUUUAACAUCCUUAACUCCUCUCCUGCACUUCCUGAGUCCCAUGGGCAGCAAGGCUACUUCAUCAAUACAGAUAAUCCCCUGGGACAACCAAUCACCUCAUUUACUCAACAGGAUCUGAGAGAGCUGAAGAUUGCCUAUCAGCCCCCUACUGAUGACUCCAACCAAGAGCGCCUUUUCCAGCUGGAGUUGGAGGUAGUGGAUGUGGAUGGGGCUGUCUCUGACCCAUUUGCCUUCAUGGUUGUAGUGAAACCGAUGAACACACUGGCCCCUGUGGCCUCUCGGAACCAGGGACUAUUACUGUUUGAAGGUCAGUCUCGGCCUCUGUCCAGUGCCCAGAGCUUGGAGAUCAGUGAUGAAGACAACCUGGAAGAGGUAAGGGUGACCAUAAUGAAAGGUUUGAAGCAUGGGCAGCUAGUGGUUCUUGGAGCACCUGCAGAGCGCAAAUAUUUCACAUCUGCAGACCUGGCUGCAGAGCGAGUAAUUUACCAGCAUGAUGGCAGUGACACCUAUAGUGACAACAUCAUUUUCCGCAUGGGUGAUGGGCAGCACGAUGUAGAGUUCUUCUUUUCCAUCACAAUUGCCCCUGAAGAUGAUGAGCCCCCAGUUGUCAAUACCAAUACUGGGCUCUCCUUGGCUGAGGGUGAAGUAGUCCAGAUUUCUCACUUUGAACUAAGUGCCACAGACAUUGAUUCUGAAGACUCUACCAUUCGCUUUGUACUAAAGAGGCCAGCCCUGGAGAAUGAAGAGAAAGAAAGAGGGUGGGACCUGGCCUCUACUUCCACCCUCACAAUGCAGCACCUAGGAGAGGUCCUACUGCGCCAAAGUGAGCCCCCAUCACCCUUGAUGGGCGAAAGAGGAAAAGACUGGACAUUUGUGGAAAAAGAGGGACUCUAUGAAAAAGUGGUGACUGAGUGGCUACAGCAAGACAUCCUAGAUGGGAGGCUCUUUUACCGCCAUCUUGGACUCCACCAUCCUAGCUCCAUGUUAGACCAACUGGUGUUCCAUGUGCAGGAUGACCAUGAUCCACCCAACCAAUCAGGUCAGCACUUCUUCACCAUCAAGGUGCAGCCAGUGGAUGUUCUGAGUCCAGAGUUGUACCCAGGAGUGAGCUUAGAGAUGAUUGUGAAAGAAUACCAGCUCACACCUUUUCAAAAGGAAUUCCUCUGCUAUACUGAUUUGGAUUCUGAUGACUGGCAUUUGCGAUAUACACUCUUGACACCCCCUACAGACAUAGACAAUAAUCAUCCUGUCCCAGCUGGGGAAAUUGUGCUUAUGGAUGCCCCAACAAUACCUAUUACACAGUUCACCCAGGCCCAGGUGAACCACCAUAAGGUGGCCUACCAACCUCCCCAGCAAGAACUAGGUAUUGCUCCUCGAGUUGUCCAGUUCACAUACCGUGUGGUGGAUGCUGCAGGUAACUCUGUGCCAGGUACCUUCAAUUUGUUCCUGAAGCCUAUGAACAACCAACCUCCAGAGGUUACUAACAGCGGCUUCACUGUAGAAGAGGGGAAGAACUUUAUCCUGACCAAUAGGGAACUAGGUGUUAUAGACCUGGACACAGAUGCUGACAAAAUUGUGUUCACUUUAGCCCAGGGCCCCCAACACGGUCAUCUUCUUUACUUGGAAGGAGUUAUGGCCUCAGGGACUUAUUUUAUGAGUGAUGAUAUUGUUAAUGGGCAUGUCUCCUAUCAACAUGGUGGUGGAGAGACCACCAAUGAUGCCUUCCAGUUGGUUGUAAGUGAUAGAGUCCACCAAGUACCCAUUACUGUCCGGGUUACUGUAAAGACUGUUGAGGAUGGGAUCACCGUUCCUGAAGGUGGCUGGGUGGGUACUUCCAUUGAAGUCCUAGAGAAUGGUGCCACAAAAAUGACCACAGGUAUCAUCCAGGGUAAAGAUAAGGACACAGAUAUCCUAAUGUUAACCUUCUUGGUAGAAAAGCCCCCAAAGUUGGGCAUUAUCUUAGUUAAUGGGCUGCCCACAGAACAGUUCACCCAAGGAGAUCUCAUUAAUGGGGCAGUAGCUUAUGCCCACACUGGGGGUGAGAUUGGCAUGCAGAAACAGCAUGAUGCCUUCAAACUUACAAUAUCUAACCACUCUGAUCUCUGGUUGGUUGAGGGCAAAAUAGUGGAGGGUGUGCAAGUACAGGUGACUGUGUUACCCAUAGAUAGUGUGCCUCCUGAAAUGAAGGUGGGGGAGCUAUUCAGUGUCCCUGAGGGUGGGAAGAGCACCUUGACACUGAGACAUUUAGACACUAAGGAUGUAGACACCCCCCAUAAUGAUAUCUUGUGUACUAUCAUUGGCCAGCCCUCAUUUGGUUACCUGGAAAAUAACUCUCCAGCCCCUGGCUCAGAGAAGUCCCAGGCUGGCAGCCCUAUCAGUGCCUUUACCAUCAAGGAUAUAUGCCAAGGGCACAUCAAUUUUGUCCAAAGUAUUCACAAAGGGGUAGAACCAAGGGAGGAUCAGUUCACUUUUCAUUGCUCUGAUGGUAUCAACUUCUCCCCCAACCACAUUUUCCCUAUCAUCAUCCUGCCUACCAAUGAUGAACAACCAGAACUUUUCACCCAUGAGUUUGUGGUGCUGGAAGGGAUGAGUCUAGUUAUAGAUACUCCUCUACUCAAUAGUGCUGAUGCAGACCUGCCACCAGAUGAGCUACAAUUUCAGGUCACAGUCCUUCCCCAAAAUGGACAAAUUGUGCAGCAAUUGGCCACUGGAAGCCGACCUGUCCAUAGCUUCACACUGGAGGAGAUUCAAGAGGCCUCCACCAUUGUAUAUGAACAUGAUGACUCAGAGACUACAGAGGACAGCUUUGAGAUUUGGGUGACUGAUGGGAAACACAUAAUCCAUAGGAAGAUACCAAUCGCAGUGAUCUUAGUGGAUGAUGAGACCCCAAGGCUGAUCAUCAAUGAUGGACUGGAAGUAGACACUGGACAGACCAAAGUCAUCACCAACCAUGCCCUGAAGGCCACAGACCUUGACUCAAAUGAUAAGGACCUUGCUUACAUUCUUCGAUCAGAGCCAGGACAAGGACUCCUACAGAAGCUCCUGGAGCCUAGAGGGAGGGUAGGGAGCAACCUUACUUUGGGUAUGAACUUCACGCAGUCUGAAAUUGACCAAGGUUUAAUCUGUUAUAGUCACAAAGGCCUGGAAGGGGUCCGGGACCUAAUCAGAUUUGAUGUGACUGAUGGAAUUAACCCCUUGAUAGACAGGUCUUUCUAUGUCACCAUCAGUAGCACAGACAAGGUUUUUCCUGAAGUGAUCAAUAAAGGAGUGACCCUGAAGGAAGGUGCCAGAGUGAUCCUCACCACUGACCUUCUCAGCACUAGUGACAUCAAUAGCCCUGAUGAACAAUUACAUUUCAGCAUCACCAGAGCCCCAACCCGAGGCCACCUAGAAAGUUCUGACCUACCUGAGGAGCCAAUCAGUUCUUUUACCCAGCUGCAACUGGCUGGCAACAAAAUCUCCUAUGUCCACACUGCAGAAGAUGAGGUAAAGAUGGACAAAUUUGAGUUCAAGGUUUCUGAUGGACACAAUUCUAUACUCCGAACCUUCCAUGUCUCUAUCACUGAUGUGGAUAAUAAGAAGCCUAUCUUAACCAUUCACCACCUGUUAGUAUGUGAAGGGGAGAAAAAGCUGAUAACUCCAUUUGAACUGUCAGCUGAGGACCAGGAUAGCCCAGAUGGCCUUCUACGCUUUACCAUCACCCACUUCCCCAUCCAUGGACAAAUUCUGUAUAAUGGCAGCCAGCCCAUUACCAGUUUCACCAAACAAGACCUGAAUGAGAAUUUGAUCAGCUAUCGGCAUGAUGGCACUGAGACCACUGAGGACAGUUUCUCUUUCAUUGUGACAGAUGGCACACAUACAGAUUUCUACAUCUUCCCAGACACAGUCCUGGCAACACACAAGCCCCAGGUGAUGAAAAUCCAGAUCAGCUCCUUGGAUAAUGGAGUACCCCAGAUUGUGGUCAACAAGGGUGCCCCAGCUUUGAGGCUUCUUCAGACUGGCCACUUGGGCUUCCUGAUCACCAGUAAAUCUCUAAAAGCAAAAGAUCAAGACAGUCCUCAUAAACUUCUAAAGUAUGCAGUCAUCAGUGGACCAAAACAUGGCAGCCUCAUCCACCUUGGCCUUGGAAAUGGGAACAUUAAGAUGUUUACACAAGCUGAUAUUGAUGAGAUGAAGGUCUGCUAUGUCUUGAAAGAGGGCAGCAAUGCAACUAGUGACAUUUUCUACUUCUCUGUUGAAGAUACUGAAUCAACAGUUUAUAUUCCAGAGCCAGAAUACAGAAUAGAAGAGGACGCUGGGGAAUUCUUGAUUCCUAUAAGGAGGUCUGGAGAUGUAAGCCAAGAACUCAUGGUAUUUUGCUCUACACAUCAAGGUACUGCUUCAGGCACAAUUCCUUCCACUGUCUUAUCUUACUCUGACUACAUCUCCCGCCCUGAAGACCACAAUAGCAUCAUCCUUUUUGAUAAGAACAAAACUGAGGAAACAUGCCGAGUUAUAAUCAUUGACGAUUCCCUUUAUGAAGAAGAGGAGACCUUCAGUGUAACACUGAGCAUGCCAAUGGGUGGCCAAGUUGGUGUCAGCUAUCCCAGCACCAAAGUUGUUAUCCUGAAAGAUGCUGAUGAUGAACCUGUUCUGUAUUUUGGGAACACUGAAUAUUCCGUUGAUGAAAGCGCUGGUUCUGUAGAAGUUGGUGUAUGGAGAAAGGGGACUGACCUUUCCAAACCAGCCACAGUCACCAUUCAAACCAAGAAGACAGAGCCAGUGUCAGCAGAAGCUGGCAUGGAUUAUGUUGGUGUGAGCCAAAGCCUCGACUUUGCACCUGGAGUAAAUGUGAAAACUUUCCGUGUGACUAUUCUGGAUGACCUGGGACAACCUGCCUUGGAGGGCCCAGAGAAGUUUGAAUUGGUUCUCCGAAUGCCCAUGGGCUCGGUGGUUGGAGAACCAAGCACAGCUACCAUUAUCAUCAAUGACACUAUCACAGAUUUGCCCACGGUUCAAUUCAAGAAGCCCUCUUACACGGGAAAUGAAAAAGAUGGGCAGGUCAGAGCUGUCAUCUACCGAAAUGGAGACAUUAGCCACAGCUCCACGGUACGCUGCUACACACGCCAGGGUUCUGCCCAGGUGGAUGUGGAUUAUAAGGAAAGACCUAAUACAGAUGACUCCAUUGUCACUUUUCUCCCAGGUAAGAACUCUGGGUUCACUUUGAUCCCAGAGAUAACACAGAGUAGCUGCUGUUUUGGUACCAAAAUAAAUAAAGCCAUCGUGUACAUUGAAGAAAUGGACAGCCUUGCAGAUGUCACCUUUCCAGCUAUUCCCCAAGUGGUGUCACUCCUCAUGUAUGAUGACACAUCUGCAGCCAUAGAGAAAUCCAGCCCCCCAACUGGCUACCCUGUUGUGUGUGUGACGGCCUGCAACCCCAAAUAUUCUGACUAUGACAAGACAGGGUCCAUUUGCAUAGCAGAAAGCAUUAACGACACUCUGACUCUGUAUCGGUGGCUAGUGGGGGCUCCAACCAGCAACAAUGGCGCCACCAGUCUCAUGCAAGAAGUCAACGCCAACACUUUCUUCACCAACACCAAAUCCAUUGCCCUUGACUCUCUCUACUUCCAAGCUGGGUCGAGGGUACAGUGUGCCGCACGGGCUGUAAGUAUAAAUGGUGACGUGGGGCUGGAGCUUCUGAGUUCCAUCAUCACGAUCAGCCAAGAUGAUGGCUUCUGUCAGCCAUAUAUGCCUGGAACUGUAGGAGCCAAACCUUUCUCAGCCAAGAUUCACUACACUGGACCAGAUGAUCCUGAUUACCCUAACCUGAUCAAGCUCACUGUGAUGAUGCCUCACCUGGAUGGAAUGCUGCCAGUCAUCUCCACUCAACCUUUGUCCAACUUUGAGCUGACGCUAAGUCCUGAUGGAACUCGAGUGGGCAACCACAAGUGUUCCAACCUCCUGGAUUCCAGUGAGAUCCAGACCAAGCAUGGUUUUAUCACCGAAUAUAGCAGGAGCACAGAUGGAAUCCGCGAGGCACUACCCUACCAGGACAAUGCUUCUUUGAGGUCUGCCCAGACCCUGCGCUUUUACCACAACCUGAAUCUUGAUGCCUGCCUCUGGGAAUUCAACAGCUACUAUGACAUGUCAGAACUGCUGACAGCCUGCGGUGGCUCUGUUGGCACUGAUGGCCAGGUAUUAAACCUAGUGCAGUCCUACGUCACCCUGCGUGUGCCCCUCUUUGUCUCCUACGUCUUUCAUUCUCCAGGAGCAACCGGGGGCUGGAAGCAUUUUGACUUACAGUCUGAGCUGAGGCUUACUUUUGUGUAUGACACCUCCAUAUUGUGGAAGGAAGGUAUUGGCAGCCUUCCAGAAUCAGAGCUUCACGGAACUCUUCAUCCAAUCAGUAUGCGAAUCGAUGAGGAAGGACGGCUGGUGGUUAACUUCCAGACAGAGAUCCAGUUCCAAGGACAACUUGUAAUGUCUCACCCAGGAACCACUCUGUCAUCCAUGGUGAUGUCUAUGGACCAUCCUGGUCUCACCUUCACCCUGAGCCUCCUGAGGAGUGAGCCAACCUUCCACCAGCCAGAGCAGCGCUGGAGUUUUGUCUCUGGCUUUGCUAUUCGAGACUACUCUGGAACCUACACUAUCAAGCUUAUCCCAUGUGUGGCUGCCCCACAACAAAAAUAUUCUCUUCCUAUGAUAUGUCAUCCCCGGGAGCCAAUCGCUUUUGACCUUGUUGUCAGGUUCCAACAGGUCAGCGACCCAGUAGCAAUGGAAUUCAGUCUAAAUACUCGGAUGUUCCUCCUUUCCAAAAAGGAGCUCUGGAUAUCCAAUGACUCCAUGGGCUUUGGGGAAGGAUCUGAUGUAGCCUUUUCUGAAGGAUCAACGAUCUAUGGCCGAGUUAUGGUGGACCCUGUUCAGAAUCUUGGUGAUGCUUUCACUUGUAACAUCGAGCAAGUCUUCCUGUGCACGGGCGUUGAUGGCUACGUACCCAAGUACAGCCCAGAAAAUAAAGCCUAUGGAUGCCUGGCUGACUCAUCCUCUCUCCUGUACAGAUUCAAGAUACUGGAUAGAGCUCAGCCAGAGACACAGGCCAGGAGAUUUCGAAACGUGUCAUUCAAUGCUCAUUUAGCCACUGACCGAGCGGACGCAAUUCCUUUGGUAAAACAGCCAGGAUCUGAUGGUUUCAGCCUGUCCUCGGCAGCCCUCUUCCAGGUGGCUGCUGGCAGAGAGUGGUAUCUCCACGCAGUUUAUACUGUCCGGUCGAGAGAAAGUACAAAGAAAGGCAUUGGGAGGAGGAGCACAGAACAGAACCACAUGCCUGCCCUAGCCAGGGGCCCCGGCACGGCUCUUUCUCUGAAUCGCAGUAGAAGAGCCGCCUCGGAUGCCCCAACCCUGGCUCUAGACAUCGGCGCAGAUGACAGCAGGGGCACUGACAUUCAGCGCGUGGCCCUGGUCCGGUCCAUCGCGGCUGCCUUGGGCCACGAGGACCCUCUGCCACCAGGGACACAAGGCCAGCAGCCAGAGUUAGACACGGCGGAGGCAAAGAUGCACAGUGGUGCUGGGCCCAUGUUAGGGGCAGGAGGUGGCCUGUUGCUGCUGAGCUGCACAGCCCUAGUUGCAGUGUUUCUCCUGAGACAUAGGAAAAGAGGGCCUUUAGGGAAGGAUGUCCCAGGCAGCAGGAAAACCCCAACCAUCCAGCACAGCUCUUCGGAGGUUUAGUGUUGGCUUCCGGAUCCAAGUCAGAGGUGCUCCUGCUUGUUACUGGUCCUUCAUGCAGAGCACAGAAACUGUCUUCAGAAUACAAACUGAAAUUAGGGCUCCUGGCUCAGUGCUGGAACAGCCUCGUCACUCUGACC